Messenger RNA from Ilex paraguariensis (yerba mate), 381 nucleotides. Lineage: Eukaryota; Viridiplantae; Streptophyta; Magnoliopsida; Aquifoliales; Aquifoliaceae. The record is from the annotation of a GenBank genome assembly.
AUGGACCUCUGCACAGCUCGACCCAUCUCCAUUCUUGCUCACCAGAGACCCUUAACGCCAAGCCACACUCAUCUCCGGAGGAAAACCUCUCUCCCUCUCAAGCAGGCCUCGAUCUCUCGCACCAAUCCAGGAUUGCUGUAUUACAACAAUUCAUUUCUAAGAUCGACAACGUCUGAAGAAAGGUCAGGUGGGCCAGGCCAGUAUAUGAAAUAUGAAUUUGAUGGUGUGAUAGCAAAGGAAGAUGUUCAACCUGUCGAAAAGAAUUAUGAUGAGAGUGGAGGACCCAAAGAAGAUUCUCCUGAGGGUGACCAAAUGCAACCAUUUGAAUUUCUUGAAAAGCUCAAUAUCAAGAAGUUCCAGAGGUAUGAACUCACAACAUGA